AUGAAUUGGGAUGCCUCAAUAGCAAAAGACAUAGAUUGGAUGGGAUUAGGUAUGGUGCUACGUGAUGAGCAGCGAAUAGUCGUCCUAGCUGCGUACAGCAAAACAUUUGUUGGAAACCUUGAUGUAUUGACGGCAAAGGCGAGGGCAGGUCUUAUUGCACUCCAGGUUUGCAAAAGUUUGGGGUUUACCAAAAUUCAUUUGGAAGGAAAUGCACAAGGAGUAAUUUCUGCAAUCAAUUCGCGGCACCCAGAUUGGAGUAGCAUAGGAAUGUUAGUGGAGGACUUUAAGCUUAAGUUGCAGUCUUUACAACAAUGGCAGUUGUCGUUUGUUCGUCGAGAGGGUAACCAGGCGGCACAUACAUUGGCUAAUUUAGCCUCUAGAACUUUUAUGAAUAAUAUGUGGCUUCAUGGGCCACCUGAAUGUAUUGUUGGAAUUGUGCAGAGGGAGCAAGUUACUCCUUAUGCUUUGAAUUUGAAUCAAUGA
Molecule: messenger RNA, 483 nt
Organism: Corylus avellana
Lineage: Eukaryota; Viridiplantae; Streptophyta; Magnoliopsida; Fagales; Betulaceae
Source: RefSeq, a predicted model, not a curated record